Molecule: messenger RNA, 4070 nt
Organism: Larimichthys crocea (large yellow croaker)
Lineage: Eukaryota; Metazoa; Chordata; Actinopteri; Sciaenidae
Product: E3 ubiquitin-protein ligase SH3RF3
Exons: 10
Coding region: 568-3108 (846 amino acids)
Molecular function (GO): metal ion binding; protein binding
Source: RefSeq, a predicted model, not a curated record
CUCAAACUUGAGUAAGGUGACUUGCAUUGGCUUGUCUUUGUGAGCAGGUGAGAUGACAGAAAAAAAAAAAACCUUUCAGCAACCUCUCAGGUUUGUUAGGAAGGUGUGACACCAGCAGCCCUGCGUGAAGGUGUGAGGAGAGACACCUUGAUAACGACUCGGCUGCCUGUCUCUCUCUCUCUCUCUCUUUUCUUUCUUCCAGUCUGAAUCAAUCUGGUGCGUGAGCGCGCACCGCAAUUCUGAUCGGCGCGCGUACGAUGAUGAUGAUGAUGAGAGCGUGACCUCACUGCUUUCUGCACAGCUGCUGGAGAGAGGGGGAAACACACACACACACACACAUACGCACACACACACACACGCAGAGGGAGAGGAAAGCGAGGGGACAGAAACACGUUGCGGGAGACAGAGAGAGGAAGAGCCGCGGAGAACAUCCACAACACGGGGGUUAACUGCUCGGCGCGCGGGGACUCGUCCGUGGGCUGCCUCCCAGAAUGUUCUGUGCCCCCGGUUCAUUUCUCCGGUACACGAACCAGUCGCCGCGGCGUCCCCACGGACACUGAAGCCCAGAUGCUCACCCUCUCCGCCGACAUGGACGAGUCUUCGUCGCUGCUGGAUCUGCUGGAGUGCUCGGUGUGCCUGGAGCGCCUGGACACCACAGCCAAGGUGCUGCCGUGCCAGCACACCUUCUGCCGCCGCUGCCUGGAAAACAUUGUCAGCUCGAGGAAUGAGCUCCGUUGCCCGGAGUGCCGCAUCCUGGUGGACUGCGGGGUGGACGACCUGCCGGCUAACAUCCUCCUGGUUCGCCUCCUGGACGGUAUCAAGCAGCGGCCCCAGCGAGGGAGCAACGGAGGAGGAGGAGGAGGAGGAGGAGCAGGCGGCAGGCAGUCCCUGGCCGGGGGCUCGCUGCAGGGGUACGCAGCCGGGAUAUCCGCUUCUCCCCCGGGCAGUGCGAUCAGAGAGCUGCCCGUAGCCAUCAGGAGCUCCCCUGUUAAGAAUAUCCCAGCGCUGCCUUGUGGUAAAGCCCUCUACUCCUACGAAGGAAAAGAACCGGGUGACCUCCAGUUUUCCAAGGGUGACAUCAUCAUCUUGCGACGCAAAGUCGAUGACAACUGGUACCACGGCGAGCUCAACGGUUGCCAUGGUUUCUUGCCCGCUAGUUACAUCCAGUUGCUGCGUCCGCUGAGCCAAACCCCACCCCAGGGCAAAGCACUGUACGACUUUGAGGUCAAAGAUAAAGACCAGGAUAAAGACUGUCUGGCCUUCAGCAAGGAUGAGGUACUGACUGUAAUCAGGCGAGUGGACGAGAACUGGGCAGAAGGCAUGCUGGGAGACAAGAUUGGCAUCUUCCCAAUUCUCUAUGUGGAGUUAAAUGAAACAGCCAAGCAGCUGAUGGAGAUCGACAAGCCCACGCCAACUAACGUUCCAGGUCCGAGCUCUGAGCCAGCCCCGUUGGGACCAUGCACUCCUGGUCCCUCCCCUUGCGCCUCCCCAUCCAAUGGAAAUGGCUCUGGCCAUCGGAGAGGGGAAGGGAAGAAAAACGCCAAGAAGAGGCAUUCGUUCUCGGCGCUGUCCGUCAGCCAGAGGGCGGCCCAACUCAACAACAGACACAGUAUGGAGAUCUCCCACCCCGUCCUCAUCAGCUCCUCUGAUCCCAGGGCUGCUGCACGCAUCCAGGAUGCAUCUCACCCGGGUCCCUCUCCCUCCUCGGCAGGGGUUCUGGUUCCCCCUAAAGUGGCUUCCAUAACCUCUGAGCUGCUGGCCCAUGCUAAGGUGCAGCUGCCACUCAACAUAUAUCUGGCUCUAUACGCCUACAAGCCUCAGAAAGCUGACGAGCUUGAACUUAGGAAAGGGGAGAUGUACCGGGUGACAGAGAAAUGUCAAGACGGGUGGUUCAAAGGCACCUCGCUGAGAACCGCUGCCUCCGGUGUCUUCCCAGGAAACUACGUCACCCCUGUGUCCAGGGCUCCAUUUGGAGCUGGUGCUUCUCGGGGCUCGUGUUUGUCCAGUCCAGUGGGUGGAGGAGGAAGCGGGAGCAGUCAAGUGGGGAGUAAAAUCACCGACCCAUCGUCCCCAGGGUCCCCGGGACCCUCAUCGUCCCGUCCCUCCACCCCACUGGUAAACUCAGUCAACUCUAUCGUCAGUCCUGCCUCCUCGCCGCAAACUGCCGCCGCCCAGCUGAAGAACUGCCUGCGCUCCAGUCAGCAUACGGUUAACCAGGCACGCACCUCAAUGCAGCUGGUCCACAGUCCUCCGGCUGGAAGCCCAGAGCGCCCCACGGUGGCUCUCUCCCCCUUGCGUCCUCAGAGUUCCUCCCCCUCACGCUGCCCCGGCCAGUCGGGCCGUCCUCUCUCCAUGGUGUCUCCAGGACCGAGCUUAGGGCCCUCACCCCUCUCUUCCCCUGCCUCACGUCCCCUGCUGCCUCUCUCCUCCCCUCUCUCCAGCCUCACACCUCCUAACGUGUCAGCGGUGCUCCUCAACGGGGAAUCAGCCAGUCCCCUGCAGCCACCAUUACCGGGCCCCUCGCACGCCCCCACCCAGGGCGCCCUUGCACCCAAAGCAGAGAAGAAGGAGAGAAAAGCAGGAGGUCUAUUAAAGCUCCUGUCGGGGGCGGCAGCCAAGAAGAAACCUCGCUCCCCUCCCUCCUCCCCGCCCACCCACGACCCCUCAUUGGCCGGUCAUGGCGCCGUGGCCACCGACCCUACCCAUCAUCCUCACCAUCAUCACCACCACGCCCGCUCAGGUUCAUGUCCGAUGGCAUCGCAGGGGCGAGCCGGCUCCUGUCCGAUCGAGAGUGAUAUGGCAGGGGCCAUAGGACUGGAGCCUCUGCACAGGAAGUCCGGUUCCCUGGACACCAAUUUCCCCAGGUCGCCCCCGACAACACGUGUUGGCAAUGCUCUGAUGGUCUUACGGCCUGAACCCAAACCCCUGUCCAGAGAGAGGUAUCGUGUGGUGGUGCCCUACCCACCACAGAGCGAGGCGGAGAUCGAGCUGCGGGAAGGGGACGUGGUGUUUGUCCAUAAGAAGAGGGAGGAUGGCUGGUACAAAGGCACCCUGCAGAGGACAGGACAGACCGGCUUGUUUCCCAGCAGCUUCGUUGAGAGCUUCUGAACUGGAAAAAGUGGACAAAAGAACACUCACUGUUCCUGUUUCUGAGUCACAAAACACACACACACACACAAGCUCCACAGCUACAUAGAUACACAAAAGAUGGGCCGACAUCGGUUUCCCAUAAUUACACUUUUGGUUUUCUCGAUGGACAAAAAAGAAAGUCGGUUUAAGUUUUUAACCAGAAUGAAAAGUUUGGAUUUAAAGGAAAGUUUUUAGUUUGACAUUAUGGUUAAAAUGUGUUUUUUUCUACAAAAAUAAUUGGUCAACCAACACUGGAAAGUAUGAAAAUAAUUGAUUUAAAAGCUACUGAAUAUUGGCACAAAACAUCAUAAAUAGUAGCCAUCCUCAGAAACCCAUAUCGGUCCAACUAAUUCACACACAAACACACACAUACACACACACACACACACACAGGAAAGCUAGCCUUGGCUUCGACCAGCCACACAGGAAGCAGGGCGGCUUUUCAGGUCAUUCGCCUGGGGAUGACGUUAAGAGUCAGAUGGGGCUUCACCAGAUUUAUUGUCCAGACCCUGUGAUGUUGACUACUGAAACCACACAGACUCAAAGAGCACAGAAAGACAAAACCCUGCCUCCCAAUUCUCCUCCUUGGCAUCAUCCACCAGCAAACAUUAGCACAAAAAGCAUUAGCUCUGCUUUCCGCUGAGACCUCAGAAUUUGAAUUCGGGUGCUUUCUUUGUUUGAAAAGUGAAGAUUUAUCACCGGGUGAUGAGGGAAGUGUGUUAGCCUACGCUCCAGGAUCAUUGUAAGCAUAUCUUCAUGUCUAGUUUGUGACAAUGAGUUCAUGUGUUUCUUCUUCUUCAACACAAUAUAUGUUAGUAAAAAAUGCAUGUAGCAUUAUUCUGUUUUUUUUUUUAUAAAUAUAAAUAUAUAUAUGUUAAAAUAGAUGUUUGUUUUCCCAAACUAGUCAUACUGUGAUGAGCCAUCGCAGGAUUUUUUUUUUA